Hydractinia symbiolongicarpus is the source of this 1298-nucleotide messenger RNA. Its product is annotated as calmodulin-lysine N-methyltransferase-like. Gene Ontology annotation, cellular component: cytoplasm. Gene Ontology annotation, molecular function: calmodulin-lysine N-methyltransferase activity. The coding region runs from base 146 to 1021 and encodes 291 amino acids. NCBI's taxonomy places the organism in Eukaryota, Metazoa, Cnidaria, Hydrozoa, Anthoathecata, Hydractiniidae. The record is from RefSeq and is a predicted model, not a curated record. The transcript is spliced from 8 exons.
CAUAAGUAUACAUCAAUUGAAUUAAGUACUAAUAAUUUUGAACUCGAUCAGUGCUAUUGAAAAAGACGAUCAGUUGUUUUUACUUAUUGUUGUUAGGAUAAAAAAUUGCACUUACUUUUUCUUUAUAGUAUACUACACCUUAAAUAUGCAAAAUGAACUAAUUCAUAAUAGUAAAAGAGCUAAAGCUAGAUGGAAAUUAUUAGCCCAUGCGUUAAAACAACAAACAUCUAGCAAUUUGGAAGUUUAUCAGCAUUCUGUGCGCCGCUUUGCUGGAUUUAAUUUAUUUGAUGUUAAAAAAGUGACAAGUUCUGAAGUUGAAGCAGCAUGGUAUCAGUAUUCAGCAAAAGGAGAAUCACAGGGUGUGAAAAUUAGAGUGUUAAAUGUACCAACUACGGCAGCCGAAUUAAUGGGAUUUAAUAAUACUGGCAAUGUUUGUAUAUGGCCAUCAGAAGAGAUACUGGCUACUUAUUGUAUCAAACAUAAAGACCUCUUUCUGAACAAAUCUGUAUGUGAGCUGGGUGGAGGUAUGACAUCAUUAGCAGGACUUCAGGUUGCAUUUCAUACGAAAGCCAAAAGCGUUGUUUUGACUGAUGGUAAUACACAGUCUGUCAAAAAUUUAGAAGUCAUUGCUACGGAGAACAAAUCUAUGUUUGAAGAAACCAACCUGUCAGUAAGACAAUUGGUUUGGAGCAGCAAACAACAACACGAACUACGUAAUUCAUUUGAUGUUGUGAUAUGCGCUGACUGUUUGUUUUUCGUGAAUGUCCACCUUGAUCUUGUUCAUACCAUUUCAAAUCUGCUGAAACGAAAUGGAAUAUGUAUCAUCUUUGCACCAAAAAGAUCGGAAACUUUAUCAAAAUUUGUCGAGUCAGCAUCCGUCACAUUUGAAGUUAUAAUCGAAGAAAAAUAUGAUGACGAAAUAUGGUCAUUGCACGAAGAGUUAAAAUUAAAGGACGACCUUUAUUCACCCGAUAUUCAUUAUCCGAUUUUAGUAAAAAUAUGGUUUCGAGAUAUGACUUAAAUGUGUUGUUUAAAAAUAUGAAACUUGACGAAUUUUAGAACAGACAUGUGAAGCCUUGUUAAAACUUUAUCCGAAGAGUAUACGACCCUGAAUACUCUGUGGUUUUGAAAGUGGAGAUAUUUCUAAUAGUGAAUAUAUUUCUAAUAGUGGAGAUAUUUCUAAUGGUGGAGAUAAUUUCAAUAGUGGUGAAUAUGACAUUUUUCCAACAGUGUAAAAUAAUUUUCUGACUGUUUUAUACAAUCUUGUAAUUGAAGAAAUAAAAGUUAAAAAACAAGAA